UAUCGUAUUCAACUCUGCAUCAAAUUCACCUGACUCUUUAAAAACUUAUUUUCCUUAUUUAGCCCUAAUUUGGAUUUUAAUUUCCCAAUCCCAACCUUGUUCGGAUUGAGAAAACAAAUCGUUUCUCAUUCGCUCUAAUAAAUCAACAAAUUCUCUGAUCAUGGUAUCGUAACCCAAACCCUAAAUUAAGGGUUUUCCUCAAGGAAUCCUUUUGAUCAAUUGAUCUGUGCAUAAAUAAAACCCUAUUUUGUUUUUUAUUUAUUUUUUUAAAUUCUGGAUCUUGCUAUGGCGGAUCAAGAAGAAGAGGAUUUAAGAAUGGCGCUAAGAAUGAGCAUGCAAAAUUCACCACCGGAACCUAAGCGUAGCAAGCCCAGAGACGCCUCUCCGGCAACGGCCGCCACCACAUCCUCUCCGGAGGAUACUAGGCGGCUCCAGAGAGAAUUAAUGGCCGCGGCUGCCGAGAAACGCAUGUCUUCAGCUGCGAAAGUUGCGUUGCCUCCUUCGAAAGUAGUCGCUGCUGCUUCUGAUAUAAGCUCUAUGAAAAGUGAGUAUUUUUCUCGGAAGGAGAAUGAUUUUGGCGGGAAGGAGGGUAGUUUGGUAAAUGGAAAAGAGUUGUCCAGUGAAGAAGCUAAUCAGUUGUUUUUAAUGGUGUUUGGGAAUGUUGUUUCCAAGGAUAUUUUAGCUCAAUGGAGUAACCAGGGCAUAAGGUUUAGCCCUGAUCCAGAAACAUCUAUGGGCUUAGUGCAGCAUGAAGGUGGGCCCUGUGGCGUCUUAGCAGCCAUACAAGCCUUCGUACUCAAAUACCUUCUUUUCUGUCCCUGUGACUUAGGUAGAGCUGUACCAAAUAUGCCGCAAAAUUUUGCUUCUGGAACUAAAAGUCGAUACGUUGCAUCAAAUAACUUUGGCUCUCUAACAGAAGAUGCAAAAGCAAGUGCCCUGGUCAGAAGUAUGGGUGAGAUAUUGUUUCUAUGUGGAAAUAAUAAGAGGGCUGUUAUUGCUACUUUGAGUUCUAUUGGCUGUGAGACUGAGGGAUCUGGAAAUUAUGAGGUAAUUACAAGAGCACUUGAAGGCCUUUCCAUUGAAUCCGCGUGUGAUUUGCAGAAAAUUCUAAGAAUUGAUACAUACACAUCACAAGAAAGGGCAUUCCAGAGGCUCCAAGCUACAAUUCCUGUAUUCCAAUCUCGUAUGGGAGCAUUGCUAUUCCUUAUUUCUGCAUUGUUAUCGAGAGGAUUGGAUUCUGUUCAAGCCGACCGAGAUGACCCAAGCCUUCCUUUGGUUACUGCACCUUUUGGGCAUGCCUCACAGGAAAUUGUGAAUCUGCUGCUCUCUGGGCAAGCUGUCCCUAAUGUGUUUGAUGGUAGAAUGGAUUUAGGUGACGGCAUGUGUCUAAAGGGCAUAUCUAUAAGUGUGGAAGUUGGAUUUCUUACUCUAUUGGAGUCCCUCAAUUUCUGCAAAGUUGGCCAACAUCUAAAAUGCCCUAAGUGGCCAAUAUGGGUUGUUGGGAGUGAGUCCCAUUAUACAGUUCUUUUUGCUCUUGAUACCACUGUUCAAGAUGAGAAUGAGCUGGAAGAAAGAGAGGCACAGAUUCGGAGAGCUUUUGAUGCACAAGAUCAGAGUGGCGGUGGCGGCUUCAUAGGUGAGGAAGGCUUCCAUCAAGUCCUCCGGGAAACCAAUAUUAGAUUUCCACCUGAGAAAGUUGAGCACCUUUGUAGCACGGGCUUUAUUGUGUGGAGUGAGUUCUGGCAGGUCAUUUUGGAUCUAGACAAGAGUUUGGGCGGUCUAAAGGAUUCAAGUGGAUUAAUGGGUAAGAAGGUCUUUGAUCUUUACCAUUUUAACGGCAUUGCAAAAUCUGAUAUAAAUGGCAGUCACAUGGUCUCUGGAAACGAGAUCUCUGCACAGAGGCCCAGGCUCACAAUGCUCAGAGUGUCAGUUCCACCGAGGUGGACUCCUGAGGAAUUCAUGGCAGAUGUGGCAGUGUCCUCUGCUUCUGGGGGAAAUGAAGCAAGCGGAAAGGACACGGAAGUGACGAAACCGGAGCCGUGUCAACAUGCGCCUCUGGUGGACUGCAUAAGAACCCGUUGGCCUCGCGCUGUUUGCAAUUGGGUGGGGGAUCCUCCUAGCAUAGUAUGAACUGGGAGUGUUGCUUAGUGACGCUGCAGGAUUUGCAGUUGUUUUUUCUGAAAGGCGGGAGAGUUAGUUUUCAUGGUUCAUCUGUCUCGAGCAUGGGCCACGCCAGUUUCCGCCUUGUGUUGUUGUAGCUUUAUUAUUUAUUCCUAUUCGAUUUUGAUGUCAGAUACUUGAGAGAGGGAUUUUGCCAAUAUUAUUGAUCCAAUGUGUAGAAUCAAUUUAUAGAUACCUGUGUUUAUUAGGAAGUUUUCAGGGAGGAAAUGUCAAUAAUGACCUGUCAAUUCUUGCCGUUCAAUAUGUGUAAUAGCUGAACUUUUCUUUGUAGGAAUUGUUAUUAAUAACUUAAAUGAUUUUUUCGGUGGCUUUCA
Mercurialis annua (annual mercury) is the source of this 2495-nucleotide messenger RNA. RefSeq lists its product as uncharacterized. The transcript is spliced from 7 exons. Gene Ontology annotation, biological process: protein K48-linked deubiquitination. Gene Ontology annotation, molecular function: cysteine-type deubiquitinase activity; K48-linked deubiquitinase activity. The record is from RefSeq and is a predicted model, not a curated record. The coding region runs from base 286 to 2130 and encodes 614 amino acids. Lineage: Eukaryota; Viridiplantae; Streptophyta; Magnoliopsida; Malpighiales; Euphorbiaceae.